AUUGACUGUAUGUAACAACACGUGCAAUACGUGCGCCAUUUGGUCACGUGAUGCACGCCAUUAGUCUAUUGUAGUGAUUGUGUGAAUACAUGACAUUUGAUGACUUGUGUCCAGUAAUGUCUGUCAUUGAAUAUCCUAUGAUUAGUAUUGAUUGUAUGGUAAGUGUUGGUCAAUAUGUGGUCAGUAUUGGUCAGUGCCGUCGGUCAUCAUUAACGACACACUCAAUGGUAUUGAAUGGCACUUACGUUGACUGUUGUGACCCCCAGUUGUGGUCGUAAUUAAUGUAUAGAGUGUUGUGUUAGACAUCACUUGACUUAAGAGCCAAUGUUUACACACUUUGGUUGUAAUCGUCGAUCAUUUGAAUGUUUAUUUUGAUUACAUGUUAACCAUAUUAUCACCGAAAAAGUGGUUAAUUAUUGAUAAAUGAGAUGUCAUUCAACAGUUUAUGAUGAGUGACACGUGUGACGACUCGAACCGAUUGCUCGGAAUGUUGGCCGAAGUGGCCGUCAAGACAUUGAAUGCCGAACAACAACUCAAUCAGAGGAUGUACUCCAAGAGUGACAAAGCAUACAAUCAGAUUAGUACUACUGUCUUAAAUGUGGAUCAAAUUGUUGGACAUUCAGACAAGAUAUUUGUUGAAUCAAAUAGUGAAUUAAGUUGUGAUUCAAACCGUCAUAUAUUUAAACUGAAGUGUCGUUUGAUACCAAACAAGUGUGACUUUAUUCUUCAUACCACUCAAGCAGAUGACAGAGUCUAUACUUUAAUGAAAAAUCAUAUCUUGGAUCACAUCAAUGGUAUUGAAUCUAACUUCACAGCUGAAAGUUUUGACUCAACAAAUCAAAGACUAAAUGAUGGUAAAAGAUUGUAUUCAACUAAUAGUCAUUCAAAGAUUGAUAACAUUUUGAGAUCAGAUUUACAAACUAAUAAAUCAAUCAAAAGUAAAACACUUAUGAGUGAAACUAGUGUUGAAAGUGUUAAAACACAUUUGAAUAAUGAGUUAACUUAUAAACCGAUGUUUGUCUUGAAACAGAAUUGUGAUGACUUGAAUAUAAACUUAAUAACCAGUCAUAACAGUGAUGAAGAUCAUUGUUAUACAUCACUUGAUGGACCAAAGCAUAUCAAUUUGAUUCCCAUUGAAACUUUCAAUGAGAAUGUAUUGACUAAAAAAAAGAAAUGUCUAAAUUCAACAAAAGUGAUUACAACACCUGCUUUUCCUUUUAUUUAUGAACCUAUUUUGCCAAAUAUAUCUCAAGUAAUUGAAAUUGGAUCCAAUAAUAAUAAUAUAGUCAACUCAAAGAUGUGUUUGAAUGAACCAGAAUUGAGUCAAACAAUUGAUGACAAUGUUGUUGAUGCUCUCAAUACAAAUGCUUURCAAUUAAAACGACUGGCAUUGCAAUACAUAAAUGAUAUUCGAGUCAAAAAUAGGGGUCAAACAGAUAAGAGUCCGUUUAGGUGUAAGAUAUGUAUAGAUAAGACAUUCACAUCGCCCACAACAUUGAUAUAUCACUACAGAAGUCAUGCAGGAGUUAAGCCUUUUCAGUGUUCACUGUGUAAGUCGACAUUCACUCGACAACAUAGUCUUAAUUAUCAUAUGUUAAUACACUUAAAUAAAUCGCGUUUCGUGUGUGAAGAGUGUGGACGCAAUUUCAGACAUCCAUCGCAUUUCAAGGAACAUAUGAGAAGACAUACCGGAGAGACUCCUUAUGAAUGCAAUGAUUGCUUCAUUAAGUUUAAGACACGUAAUACAUAUAAAAGACAUUUACAAACAAAGCAUUCAAAAAUGUUGACGAGUAAAGGCAUUUUUGAUUUGCCCGACGCUAACCAUCACAUACGUAAGCCAUGUCCUCCGAGACGCAAAUAUGGCUUAGGAUUUCUUCACCAAAAUAUUGAAGCCGUGGCUCGAUAUGAGAGGGCACAGGAAGAAGUGAAUCAAAGCAUUAAAGAUAAAUGUCAUUUGAUUGAUACCAUUGAUUCAAAUCAUAUUUUAAUCAAUAAAUUUAAUUCGAGUAAAAAUAAUUUUGAAAAAUUACUUCAAGCGGUGGCCAUCGCUGAAGAUAUUAAUAGACCUAUCAUUACAUAACUAUAUAUAGUAUAUAAUUUUAUUCAUUUUAAUUAUUU
This is a messenger RNA of Oppia nitens, 2118 nucleotides long. Its product is annotated as zinc finger protein 615-like. Gene Ontology annotation, cellular component: nucleus. The coding region runs from base 446 to 2080 and encodes 544 amino acids. The record is from RefSeq and is a predicted model, not a curated record. Lineage: Eukaryota; Metazoa; Arthropoda; Arachnida; Sarcoptiformes; Oppiidae. The transcript has 3 exons.